Physella acuta is the source of this 5973-nucleotide messenger RNA. RefSeq names its product proline-serine-threonine phosphatase-interacting protein 1-like. Gene Ontology annotation, molecular function: actin filament binding. Gene Ontology annotation, biological process: actin filament polymerization. NCBI's taxonomy places the organism in Eukaryota, Metazoa, Mollusca, Gastropoda, Physidae. The record is from RefSeq and is a predicted model, not a curated record. Gene Ontology annotation, cellular component: cytoplasm; plasma membrane; actin filament.
GGCCUCCCGACUGGAGCAGCGAUACUGCGUGAUACUACGGUGAUACACACGAAUGUCUAUUGUUAGCACAGCGGACGGUCAUGUGCCGCUUUGUUGACAUGACGUAAAUUUUUAUCCCCCCUUCUUCAGGAGAGCUUCAAAGAAGAAAAAAAAAACGAGUUCGCCGUGUAUAGAGCGUCAACAACCUUUGACCCCGGAUGUUAUCCAACGGUUGAUGGUCAAACGCUGCCCGGCUGAUGAUUGGCUGACCUCCGAGGGUUGACCCUGGAGCUCGAGGUGGACGUCUGCUACAGCCCGACGACAAGAUGACGAUAAAAACAUAUUCCGACACGUUCUGGGGAGGCGACCUAAGUAGUACAGCUGGAUACGAUGCCCUUCAUAAAAGAAAUCAAGAGAGUAAAAAGAUGUGCUCUGAGCUAGAGGAUUAUCUUAAAAAGAGAUCAAAGCUGGAGGCAGACUACAGUAAAUCCCUUUCAAGCUUGUCCAAAUGUUUCAAACAAAGGGAUGAAGUGGGUGUUCUUGAGGCCACACUAAAUAAACUGAAGCAAGAACUGGAGGCCAGGGCCAACCAUCACACACACGCGGCCAACCAGUUCCAACAGAAAGCUGAUCUGGUCAAGAAAUUUAAAGACGAGCAAACAAUCAGCAGGAAAGCUAAAGAAGAAUCAUUACAGAAAGUUCAAAGCACAAAAAUAACUCAAUUAAAUAAAACCAUUCAGCUUGAGAAAACAUACAACAGAAAGUGUUCAGAGAGGGACACAGCAAAAGCUACGUUAAAAGAUAUGAAUGCAAAUACAACACCCCAAAAAGAUAUUGAAAAGGCACGGAAGAAUGCAGCAAAAAGUGAUGAUGAGGCAGAAAAAGCAGAUACUACAUACAAAAGUGCAGUUAUGGUUCUUGCAGACUACACAGUGCAAUGGGAAAAUGAAAUGAAAACCACAUGUCAGACCAUUCAAUUGUUAGAUGAGGACAGGUUAAAAUUUUUACGAGAAGAAAUAUGGGAGACAUUGAACAUUGAUUCAGGACUUGCACUAAAGAUUGACAUGUCGUGUGAAGAAGUAAGAGAUAUUCUGGAGAAGUGUGAUAUUGUUUCAGACAUCCAGGCUUUUAUUGUGAAAGAUGGGACUGGAGAGACACACCCUGCUCAAUACCAGUAUAAGCCCUAUAAUAAAUUAUCAUUAAGUGACACAGACAGUAUUGGCAGUGACUCUUCUAACCCGUAUAGUACCAUUGGAGAGGAGAGUCAUAAUGGGAUUUCAUCCUCAGGAUCUGGGAAGAAAAAUAUUUUAGGAAUUUUAACAAAAAAGAGUUCUUCCACUUCUUCAUAGUAAUCAAGCUUUUAUUUCAUUUUAUUUAUUGUAUAACUAACUAAAUCAGUACCAAUAAAUGGGUGCUAAAAUUGAGCUUUUUUUUAAAAAAAAAUUGUUAAAUAGAGGAACAAAUAUUGUUGUAAUGUAAAGUUCUUUGAAUUAUAUUUAGAAAAAAUAUUACUGAGCUUUAAUUUAAUCCAUGAUGAUGUUUUGUGUUAACAAUGAAAAGUCUACAUUCUAUAUUUUAAUUAAUCAGUAAAAAAUAAAAGGUAAUCUAAAAUAAAGCUUUUUUCCAAAGCAGUGGAUUUUUUUUAAAAAAGAUGAAAAAUAUUUUAGGAAAUGUAUUAAACAAUUUUAUUUUUAACUUUAUGUAACUAAAUGUAACUAAGCUUUUGUUUAAUUCAUUUUGACUGUUGACAAUGAAAAAAAAAUUUAAAAAAAAAAUGAAAAGUAAAAUUUAUCAAUAUGAAUAGUAUUAAAAUUGUAAUUGAACUUUUUUCAAAAUGCAAGUUGAUUUUUGUAUUGAUGAAAAAAAUAUUUCAGAAGUAGGCCUACCUUCUUCAAGCUCAUUCCAAUUAGAAAAAUUGUUCCAGCUGAUUGUUAAUGUUACGAAGAAUGGUAUACCUACAUUUUAAAAAAUGUAAUUGAAUCGGUAAAUGAUCAAUUUUUUAAUAGCUUUACUGUUAAUUUAUGUUGAUUUUAAUUGGGCUUGUUAUAAUAAAUAAUACAUUAAGAUAAUGUGUACAGUUGUCUGAUUUAUUUUGCUUUGAACCAUUUGGGUUGAAAAUAAAUUAUAAUUUAAUUUAAUUUAAUGGGAUUUAUAAUACAUGUAUAUUUGACAAUUUAAAAGUUUAUGAAUUUCCUCUUGUGAAAACUUAAGAUAAAUCACAACAAAAAAGUUUAAUUUUAAGCAAAUGUUAAUUACCAAAUGUGACAAUUAUUUAAUUCAUGAAUUAUGUAUUUUCAUGUUUUUAGAUGUUUAGAUUUUACUUUUGCAGAGAAAAUGUUUAAUUUUGACAAAAAAAUUUUAAUUAUGAUUUUUUAAUAUAAAUAUUUCCCAAACUAAUUAAUAAUUAAAAAAUUAUCUGUAACUGUGUAACCAAUAAGCUUAGUGCAAUUGAGUGAUGCUAUUGAAGUGGAGAAUUUUAUUAUUUAUGAAUGUGAGCAAGACACAAUCAUCAAAUCCUAAAACAACCAAAUAAAACUAUCUUUAGAAAGCUAAUGGUGCUAGCUUCAUAACAAUGCAAGAUUGGCAAGUUUGCUAAUUAAAUCUAGAAAUAAUAUAGUUUCUAAAGAUUUUAGCACCCUACAUUUUUUGUUUCUGAAUAUGUUGUUGAUACUUGUAUUUUUGAAAUAAAAUUGCUGUAUGUGUUCAUUAAGUUCUGGUGUAAGGGAAAAAUGAUGUGAAAACUAUUGGCAACUGUUGUGUGCUCAUAAAUCCCCAUCAAUGUGAUAGAAAAAAUUAUUUAUAACAUUCACUCUGUUAUUUUUAAUAGAGAAAUCUGAGCUGCCUGACAAAGGAAGAAGACUAAACAUUGUCUAUUACUUGUAUAAGAACCCUUAGUUCUCAAAACUUACUUGCUUGUUUAUAUUUAAAUUAAUAUAUCAAAUUGUAGAUAUUUUAAAUGUUUUUUUAAAAAGAUACAUUCACAUUAAUGUAUGAAAUAUGGGCAACUCUUAACCUUCUUUGUAUGAAGAUUUAAAUAAUCGUAAUUUUUUUAAAAACUGUGCCAUAUUUACAUAUUUCUAAUGUUGUUUUAUAUCUUGUUAAAUAAAUGAAUUGAGCUGAUUUUUUUUAAAAAGGUUUUCUGCCCCAGCUCAACACUUACCUGCAAUCUUGCCUGGUAUUGAUGUAUCUUGCUUUCAAAGAUUGGUGAAUACUUCUCCACCAAAUACAAACUUGAUUUCUUGCAUGUGAAGAAUGUUGUAUUAUUCAUUCCAUCUUUUUAUAUAACAAAAAUGAAAGAUCUUAAAUUAUUUUCAUUUAAAUACCAAAAGAAAAUUGAAACGUAAAUAAUGGAUUAUUUUAAAAUUGAUUUGUUUAACUGACUUAAAUAUGCAAAGCAAAAUUGUUGUCUUCUAUUGUUUAUGAUUCUAAUGUUUAAAAAUCACUAAGAUGUUAACAAAGAUAUUUUUGUAUCCCAGGCCAUUGAGCAAUUUUAAUGAAUUUCAAUAAUGAUUGUUGAUCUGAUCCCUGUAAUAUGUAACAUUCCACCUGGUUCCCCUUUUAGGUGUUCUCUUUAAAAUUGUAAUAAGGGGAAAUAAUCCCAAACUAGAACUUGAAAAAUGUGUACACCAAAGGGAAAUAAUCUCUUUUCAUUUUGUAAACGUAGGUUUCUCACUGUUAAAGUUUCAUAAACCCAGAUGUCUUUAUGCUUAAACAGUUAAGUGUAUGUUGUAAAUAACUCUUAUGUUGCAGAUACAAAAAUGGCUAUGAGCUUUGAGAAAUUGAUUUUUUUGUCUUGUUAAUAUCAUUAUGAGGACACAUUGCAAUUAUGGAUUAUAUACUAUAAUAUAAAACAGGGGAGCAGUAGUUUAACGUUUCGAUUGUCAUUCUUUGUUGGGUAUUUUUGGGAAGAUCCCCAAUUUCUCACUUGACAAUUUUUUUUUAAAAAAGUAGAUAUUCUUCUUGAUGAACUAGAUUUCAUGUUUCUUGACCUGUUCAUAUGAAGGAAUGGUGAGGCCAGCACGAUCACCAGCCACCCUUACUUUCCCCAAUGUAAGUCAGGUACCCAUCAGAGCUGGAUGGACUCAGGGAAGUCCUAUAGUCCUGAACUACCAAACGACCACACCACCCCACAACAAUAGUUGUCAUGAUAACAUCAGGCACAUAGGCCUUUUUUCACAUUGGCAGCAAUGACAUUUCACAACAAUAGAAAUUAAAUAAUAAAGACAUUUGGUUUGUUAUACUUACGUUGACAUGGGUGGUAAAGAGUAUUGCUAUAUAAAACUGACUUUGAUAAUACUUUUCUCAACAUAUAGAAUAAGUGUAUGAAUAGGUUGGUACCAUUGGCUUACACAUUUUCCCCUUUAACUCAGUAUACACUGAAUUUGCAACUUUUUCCAAUCAUGGGAGAUAUAUAUUUUUAUAAAUUCAUAAAAAACAUUAAAAUAACAAGAUUUUAUAUAGCAAUGUACUAAAAAGAAGAAAAAAAAGCAUUUUGUUUAAAUAUAUAAUAAUGCACUACUAUUAAAAAAAAACAACUACACAACAGAAAAUUGAGAGUCGCUUCUUAAAUUUUAGUAAAGGUAUUUAAUAUACAGUGUAGUGACUCACGCUUUUUUAAAUAGUUAUUUAAAUAGUGGUGCAUUAUUAUAUAUUUAAAGAAAACCAUUUAUAAAAGCUUGUUAUUAAAGCGUUUUAAUGCAUUUUUUCUCAGUACGUUACAAUAUUUAAUACCAAAGAGUUGAAUGGCUAAAAAACAAUUCCCCGUUAAAUAAAAAAAAUUUGCUUAUAUUAGCGCGGUAAAUAUUUAGGAGUUUUAAUUAAUUCUUUAAAAAUUUAUUAAGCAUCCAGCUAACUCAAAUUUGAUAUCAGACUGCAUUGUCAUCGGGUCUUGACCCACGUGCCAUUUUUGAAACUACUUGGUCUCUUAGAAGUGCUCUUUCGAUCCAUGACGAAACACGACAAAAGCACGACAGAUAGACGAAUUAAAGCUUGUAAAAAGCAUUUUUUUUAACUACAACUAUGUGAUUCUCACAAUUUAAAAAUUACUGUCUGUGUGUGUGUCUGGGAUAUAGACUUCUAGACAUGAUUUUUAAUCCAUUUUAAAUACUCAAACUUUUUAAAAUAGAAUAUAAUCUCGUAGAAAAAAGAAUUGCACACCAAGUGAACGCUAAAUAAAGAUGUACAUAAUAGUGCGCAAUAUUAUUAGUACUUUAUAAAUAGCGUAAAUAAGUACUUCCGGUCAACGGAAAUUACUCAAAAUUUGACAAAAGGUAGAGAAUUAGAUCUUUUACUUACAUAUCAAAUUUCAUUUAUCUAUCUGAAAUAGUACUCAAGUUAUAGGCUUUUGAAAAAUUCUAAGUAGAAAAAGUACCACUUCCGGUUAUCGGAAAUCGCUCAAAAGUUGAUACGUAUCUACGAUUUUGAUAAAAUACUUAUAUAUGAAAUUUCAUCAACCUAGCUGUAACGGUACUCAAGUUAUCGUGUUUACACACGGACACACAGACAGACAUACGGACAAGAUUGCAAAAUUAUGUUUUUUCCGUAUCAGUGAGGUGUAAAACGUCGAGAUUUGCACAAAUCUUGAUUAUUUUUUUUUUUUUUGCACGAUUACAAGACUUUCUCUAUACUUCGAAUAUACCAGAAAGUAAAAAGAAUGAUAACUUUUUUGCUGUACCAAAAUGGUUGUAGUUUGUACAGAAGGAAAACAUGGACAUAAAAAUGUUGGAGCGAUCUACUAUGAGAGUAUUAUAUGGGAUAGCGGGAUGUGAGAAAAUGUACAAUUUAUGUUUUAAUGUUAUAUGCAGUUUUUCUUUUGUCUCUUCCAACAAUCCAAAAGAACUACUGUCACAGCUCGAGUUACCAAAAAUUGUUACCACAGUAAAAAAAUAUACUCCUUUUUAAUAUUAUUGCCCCUUAAAAUGUUAACUUUUGUUUUUUAUAAAAUUAUAUAUGAAUUUGUUUUCACAUUUAUCUAAAAUAAAGAAUACAUUUGAA